Messenger RNA from Ambispora leptoticha, 1634 nucleotides. Lineage: Eukaryota; Fungi; Glomeromycota; Glomeromycetes; Archaeosporales; Ambisporaceae. The record is from the annotation of a GenBank genome assembly.
AAGCCAUUAUUAAGAAUACAAUUGAGGCUUUCAAAUUGUUUCAACUGUUAGCAAAAAAUAAGAUCCCUCAAGCGCAAUUUAUUCUAGAUAAAUUUUAUAAAAUUUCAAGCACACAUUUACCUCAUAAUAAUGAAUUAAAAGAAAUAAAUAUCAAAAACGAAAAUAUCAAAUUCUUUCAUGGAAUAACAGAUCAAGGAUUUCAAAUUACACAAUCUUUCUUGCCAGCAAUCAAAGAUGACUUUACACCUUUGCUUAAAAUUGCUACUGUAAAAAGUUUUUUAUUGAAGCACACUUCAACAAAUCCUGAAUUGUCCUCGCUAUCACAAGGAAUAACCAAGGAACAGAAUUCUAUUCAGGAAUCAUUUAUCGAUCAUAUGCAAUUCGAUCUAUUGACAACAGACAAUAUUUAUUACGAAAUUUUAAGUGAACAACUAUCGAUCGUGUUUGAUUUGCAAAACUUAAAACCAACUGACGAUUUAUGUAAAGAAGUUCAAAAAGCCUUAAAUUCGUAUACACCUUUUGAAAAUUUAAAGCUUGUAUUUCAAAAAUUUGGACAUUAUUUUUAUACAAAACUAGUCAUUGGUAAUAAGCUGCAAAGAAUUGUUCAACUAUCUUUAAGAAAGGUUAAGGACGAAGCAAAAGAAUUUAAUGAUAUUUUUGAAAUAGAUCCCUUUUUAAAGAACUUGAAAGCAUUGGGUCAAUCGUUUGAUUCUUCAUAUAUGACGUCAUUGGACGGUAGUUUGAUAGAACUAAGCGAAAUUCCUAAUUGGCUUAAAACAGUAUCAAACCAAGAGUCUGGAUGGUAUAUUGUAAAGCGUGUCGUCGAACCACUAUACAAAAUUCUUGACAAAGAUCAACAGCACGAGAUCGAAAAUCUUUUUGUAAAGAAGAAUUCCUUAUUAAUGUCUAAAAAAUCAGCACUUUUGGAUUAUAGUUCCGAGUAUCAGCGAAUUAAAUUUGAUAUUGAAUUUGAUAUUGAAUUUGAUAUUGAAUUUGAUAUUGAAUUUGAUAUUCAAUUGAAAAGUAAUAAUUAUCAACUAUUUGGUAUUAUAGUUACUUGCAAUGACGAAAAGCUUGAAGAAGUCUAUGUGAAAUUUAGCAUGAAGACCAAAUUUGGGUUUUCGGUUGACUGGCAUGAUUUUCGCCAAGAUUAUAUUCAAGCAGAUGAUAAAUCAACUUAUGACAGUGCAAGAAGACCUUAUUUUCUUCGAUGGAUAUUAAUCGGUUGCCCGAUCGAAAUCGGAUAUUUCGAUCCUAAUACUCGUGACAUAUCAGUUAACGUUGGAUCUAAAGAAUUAAACCUUAAACAAUCUGUGAAGAUUGAUGUGGGUGAAUCACGUUCUCAAAAAAAUAUUGUCGCAUUUGAUAUAGAAUAUGGUUCGUUGCCGACUUUUCUAUUCUUCCAAAUGGACAUUGAAACGAAUAUUGAAGAAAGAUCUAUUGAAGUGCAAAUCAAAGAGGAAGAUGGUGCUACGUUGAUUGAAGAUGAUGACUUCGUCAUUACAAUUCGAUUUUGUGCGCCACCUAGAAUCUUGGCUCUUGCAGUUGUGUUGGUACGUGCAAGAGUUCAGACUCGAGUUACACAAAAAGUGCAAUUUCAAGCUUUCUACAUCAAAUCUUUUACUAGUUUUUGA